AGGCUCAUUAUGUAAAAGAUGCACACUGCAACAAGGCAAGAGCUAUUUUUGCUUUAGAAUCUUCUUACAAGUGGGCCUUAACUGGUAUACCCUGCAGAACCGUAUGGGAGAAUUGUACUCGUUCGUCCGUUUCUUACAAGUUACUCCUUACGCUUAUUACUUUUGCAAAGAUUUUCUUGCAGAGCACUUGAUUAUAGGUAUACAUAAAGUUUCUGUUUUUAAAUCUUGAUUCCUACCCCUGAGGGUGAAAAGAUGCAAUGGCUCAAGUACUUAAUAUAUGUUAUUCUUUGCUUCUCAACCAAUGCUAUUGAAAUGGUUCAGUAACUGUCUCGAAAAAUCUCUUUUAUAAUAUGUUCUUUGAUAAAUGUGGUGUACCCCUACCUGGCGCGAUAACAAUUUAUAAUUUUGUCUAUUUCAAAAAAAUGUGAUGUACUACAGCUUCUCAACUGAGUACCCACAAGUGCCGCCACAAACGUGCACACCACUUUCUCUUGUGGAAUAGAGUAAGUAAUACGUAAUUAAUAUACAUAAUUUUGAGGCUUUAUCUUAUUGCUAUCAUGGUAAAGUUGAAACAUCUUGUUUUUCUAGUAUAUUGCAAAACCUUUAGAAUCAAUUCAAUCCAAUGCGACUAGUAGAGAUGCGAUGGUUUUAUUGAAGCACAAAAUUUUGAAAAACCUAUUGCUAAAACGUACCAAAAAGGAGAGAGCUACAGAUCUUGGAAUUCCCCGGAAAACUGUUAUUGUGAGAAAAGAUUCUUUGGACGUGAAUGAAAAUGAAUACUACCUACAAAUGUUAGAAGAAACCAUGGCAAAGUUGGAUAAAUAUGCUCAGGCUGGACCUCUAAGGAAGAACUAUCCCUCUUUAAAUACACGCAUACAGCAGUCGGGCGUCAAAUUUGUUCAAUUAGUUGGAAACAUGUCUAUUUCUGCAAGAGACACAGCAGUUACCAGAUUUACUGAGGAUCUAGAUUGCAGGAUAUUGCUUGCGAGCUUUAAAGCUGGAGGCGUUGCCCUCAAUAUUAUAGUUGUAUCACAUGUUUUCUUGAUGGAACCCUGCUCGAAUCCUGCUGUAGAGCAGCAAGCCCAAGAUAGAGUCCAUCGAAUAGGGCAGCAUAAACCAGUCAGGACGAUGACUGAUUCUUUUGAGGCCUGGGAGAAACUGUCGUUUGAGGAGUGGGGGUUACUGUUCGAGCGCGACUUCGUUUAGAAAACAUAUUAACAUUUACUUUUUUUUUUUAAGCUUCUAGCAAAAAAUUUGUACCUAGUGUCUGCCAUUUGCCCUGAGGCUGUUGUACAACUUUUGAUCUGUCCAGAGUGAGUUUCUGUUGCCUCUGAAUCACAGUGAUUAGUUCCAUCAAUUGUAAAUUGUUCUAAUUGAUUCCACAAGUAUCUUUCCAUUUUAGUGUCACCAACAUCAUAAAAGAUGCAUCUUCAUACCCUCUCAAGGCAUGGUCAUAGAAAUGUGUAUCUUUAUUUUGCCUUUGGUUUUUGUGUUUACGUGAUACUUUCCAUCUUAGGCCCCUUCCAGUUCUUUCGCGAUUUGGUUCAGACAAGCUUAUCCUUUGUUCUAUUCGUUAACAUAAUGAAUAGUUUUUUUUUUUUUUUUUUUUCAGAUUCCUCUCUUUACCCCCUUUGCCUUAUUUAUAUAUUUUUAUGGUUGUCUUGUACAUAACUUGGAGUGGCAACGUGUGUCAGAUAUAGAUGGGUCGAAAAUAGGUUAAACAAAAAUGGAGGAAAAACACUUAAAAAUAAAAAAUUACUCGUAAAAAAUUUUAAAAUAAGGAAAUAAAAAAAAAUUAAAUAAAAAAAAUUCUAAAAAAAUUAAAAAUAAAAAUGAUUACAAAAAUAAAGUUAAAUAAUAAUUAAAAAUAAAGUUAAUCAUGUUUUGUAGCUUUUAUACUUGUGAAUGGGUGACAAUUGAUGGGUCAAUUUGCGCUCAUUUGAUGGGUCAGUUUGGGUUGAUGAUUUGUGAUGGGUCAACUUGAGUUAGCCCAAAUCGUCUCAUCUUCAAAAUCAAUCUAGUCCAAACCCAUUAAAGCUUGGGAGGAUCAAGUGGAUUUGGACUAGUUUUGCCGCCCCUAAUGACCUUAGAUUAUUCGAAAAAUGUGUUUGUCAACUCACUACAAGGUGAAUUUUUCCAG
Lycium barbarum (goji berry) is the source of this 2140-nucleotide messenger RNA. Its product is annotated as DNA repair protein RAD16-like. The record is from RefSeq and is a predicted model, not a curated record. Lineage: Eukaryota; Viridiplantae; Streptophyta; Magnoliopsida; Solanales; Solanaceae. The transcript is spliced from 7 exons. Bases 643 to 1206 code for a protein of 187 amino acids.